AUGCCAGAAAUUGAUGUUGAUUUGAAGGAUAUCGUUAGUUAUGCAGUUUUGGCAGUGGAAAUGGGAGGACAUGCAGUGCAACAAAUACAUGAUGAAAAAUGUGAGUGAAUCCAUAUAGUAUUCAUGAGAAAAGAAAAUGUUUUAGCUUUGAAAAUUGCGGCGAAAGGACUGACAGAUGAGGGAAAAGAAGAGCUAUUGACAAGAGCAGAUUUGAUUUCUAAUCAUCUUAUAAUGGAUAUUCUACAAAGAUUUCCCCGUUUGAAUAUUGUGUCAGAGGAAAAACAAAGUGAAAUGUCAGAAAAAGAGAUUGAACCAUAUCGAAAAGAUAAUUAUGCGAUUUGGCAAAGUGUAAAGGAAUAUUUGGACAGAAUUCCAAAUCGUCGAAUACAAUUAUCUGAUAUUCGAAUAUUUGUUGAUCCUCUAGAUGCAACUCAAGAAUUCACCGAAGAUUUGACCGAAUAUGUCACUGUUAUGACGUGUAUUGUAGAAGGAGAUGAGCCGAUUUUUGGAGCAAUUUAUAGACCAUUUUAUAAUGAGACAAGUUAGUUUUGUUUUUUUUUUGAAAAGAUUUUUUUCUUAUGUAUAAAAAAUAAUCUUAAGUCUUCGGCUUGGCUGGAUUCGGCGUUAUAACUUCUAAUGGAAAUCGAAUUGAACCUGUGGAUUAUGACAAAACAUCGAAAAAAGUUGUCGUAUCAAGAUCGCAUGCUGGAAAAGUUCAGGAUGUUGUCAAGCAAGUUUUGGGGGAAAAUGUUGAGAUUGAAGCAGCUGGUGGAAGUGGAUAUAAGACAUUGAGAUUGGUUAAUGGAACUGCGGGUUAGUGAGGGGAGAAGAGGAAUAAUCGAAUAUGAAAUUUGUGAAGAUUUUAUCUGGAAACAUACGUCGCAUGCGUGGGGUAAUCGAUCCGUAGAAGGUUGUCACUUGCGAAAAAAAAAUUAAGAAUUUUUCUACGCUUUGUCUUCAGAAAGAAUAAAAUUUUCGUGAAUUUUGAUCCAAAAUUCGAUAAUUUCUGAAUUUUCAUCCAAAUUUUAAGCAUUUUCCAACUUCAAUAGGAAAUUUUGAUUUUGAUUUUUUUUUGUUGAUUAGAAUGGUAAUGAAAUUGAAUUGAUAUUUAAUAAUAAAUUAUAUCAAUAUUUAGAAACGUAUUUUUUUUUUGGUUUUUUGAAAAUUUAUAAUUUUUGAGUCAAGCUUUUACUCGGAAUCGCUGAAAAACUAGAAUAAAUUGAUAGACUUAAAAUCUCUCGAUAAGUCUCGAAAAUUCGACUGAUAAAUCUUAAUUUUUGAAGGUUUACAGUAUUACUCAAAAGACGUCGAAUACUUUCAUAAUCAAAUAUUCGUUUUGAAUGAAAAUUGAAACAGUGAAAAAUUUCUGGUUAAUGUUUUAGGUCUUAACAAUUUGAAACAUAUAUGUUUUCUAGUAGUUUUCAACCUCACGAUUUCGCUAUCUAAAAUUGCAAAUCUCAAUUCCUAGUAUGAGUUAUGACGUGGCAAAGUUGAGCUUUCAAAAUGAUUUAUAUAAACAUCUGAUAGUUGUUCAGGAACCUCCUGGAGAACGCUAGAUUUUCAUGAAAAUCAUGUUGAAAGCUUCAUAAUUCUUAUCUCCGAAUUUUCGAACUUUGCCACGUCAUAACUUAUACUAGGAGUUGAGUUUGGCAGUUUUUGACAACGGAAUAGUGAUAAGCGGGCUGAAAACUACUAGAAAACAUAUUUUCUUCUAAAAAUCCCAUUCAGAACUCUACCUACACACAACCGCCAUCAAAAAAUGGGAUACUUGUGCCGGCGAUGCGAUUCUUCGUGUAAUGGGCGGCGCAAUGCUCGAUCUCGAUGGAAAUCCCCUCAAAUACUCUGAAUCUGAACCGAUUUUGAAUAAACGCGGACUUUUGGCGACUGUUCGAAAUCCGUAUACGUAUUUUAAGAAAUUCUCGAAAGUCAAGCUCAUCUGA
Messenger RNA from Caenorhabditis angaria, 1940 nucleotides. NCBI's taxonomy places the organism in Eukaryota, Metazoa, Nematoda, Chromadorea, Rhabditida, Rhabditidae. The record is from the annotation of a GenBank genome assembly.